AUGGUUAAACAGAAGAAUCAAAAGAAAGGAGAUGUUGAAAAAACAUCAACUUCGAAUAAUACAAUGACUACAACAACGGUGACAACUACAGCAAAUACGGGUUCAACCAAUACAGGUAUUUAUUUUUUUUUUCAAGAUUAUUGCAGGGGAAUAAUAAAAUUUUUCAGGUGGAGGAAGCAACACAGCAAACUCAGCAUAUUCAACUACAACCACCACAAAUCGCAAUAAUACGACAGUCGUGAAUAUUCAAACACGACCACAAACACAGCAGCAAUUACAACAAAAACGGGAUCGCGAAAAAUCGGUUAGUUUUCAAAAUUAAGAUCAGUUCUUAAAAAUGUUUAUUUCAGUCUUCAAGUAAUCAGGGAAGUAAUUAUCGAAAACAAAAUGAUAAUCGAGGUUCUCGUGAUUAUAACAAAGAACGAAAUAAUUCGAAUUAUCUAUCAACUAAUGGCAAAAAUAAAAAUCAUCGGGACAAUUCUUCACACAGUCGAAAAGGUGGUAAUUCAAAUUAUUACUCAUCAAAUUCAAGUUUGGCUAAUUCUGUGACUGGAGUUGUGAAUCAACAACAACAGGAAAAAAAUGUGGAGACGAAAAAAAGUGAAGAACCUUUAAAAUCAGAUAAUGGGAAAAAGAAUGCUUGGGAUCUUAACAAACCGCAUGAGCCAGAAAAGGAGAACACAGAAGCUGUUGAAAAAGAGCCAGUUUCUACCGAAUCAGGAAUGCCGCAUUCUUUCUUUUCGCCAACAACAAAAUUUAGGGAUACUGUAUUAUCUUAUAUUGAAGUAAGUUGUAAUUUUUUCUAUAUUUUCUCAAUAUAAUGCUUAUUUUAAUUUCAGUUUGGUAAAUGGGAUCGUGUUGAGUUGAUUUGCGAAUUGAUUAAUAUUCUUGAUCCAUUUGAUCUUCGACUAGUUUAUACUUUAAUUGAAUCAAGUCAAAAAACAUAUUCUGCAACUUUGAGGCCGAUGGAAAAACGAGCAAAUUCGAUGGACCCAAUGUUUUGUUUCCCAGCACCUGAUGAAAUGUAUCAUGAAUAUUAUCAGGAUGGUCAUUAUGUUGUUAAAUCUAGACCUCCUUCGCCUUCUGAAUCAGCAGCUUCUGUUUCAUCAAAAGAUUCAAAUGAAAAGAAAACAGACGCAAAUAAAGUGCCUGAAAAACCAAAAGAAAACAAGAAGUUAACACCAGCCGAAAUUAAAAACCCACCAGUUGAAUUUGUGAAACCAAGUUAUUUAGCUGAAUCUCUUUAUAUACUUGUUUCAUUAUUGGAACCAACAAAUCGGAAAUCUGCAUUCAAAAUAUCAUUAUAUAUUGAAACAUAUUGUAUUACUUGGAGAGAACAUCAUUUGUCAAAAGUUUGUGAUAUCAAUGAUAAACUUGAAGUUUUAGAAACAAUGGGUAAAGUUGGUAAGUAAUUCACUAAUUACUCAAUAAUUAGUAUUCUUAUAUUUGUAUUAUUUAGUCUCUGCAUGUCUUUAUCAUCCGGCAUUUUCGGUAACCGACAAAUUGAAAUAUGCUCAAGCUCGUGAUCAAAUUCGCGCCGAAUACGACGAAUUGGCUGCAAGAGCUGAACGUGAAGCAAAUUGUCCAGGAUAUGCUGAUAAAAACUGCAAAUUUACGUCUGAACGAGGUGUUGGUGAGAAAGAAGAGGAAGAAGAUGAAGGAGCUGAUUUGGGAACAUCACAUGUUCAUAAAUUGGGAUCUACUUCAAAUUUGACAUCAACAACUAAAUCAUCACCAGGAACUUUUGUUUAUAUUCAACAAUUUGUUGGCAAAUAUUUGGCAUCAAAUGAUCAGUUUCAUAUUGAGGUUUGUGAAAUUUUGAAUAAAAAAUUAUUAUCAGAAAAAUCAGUUGAAUUAUGAACUGAAAGGCUGACAUUAUUUGAAAUUGAUGAGUUUCCAGAUUUUUAGAAUUACUCCUGAAAUUUUCAGAUUCAUUGGAGUGACGGCGAUAAAACGUAUACUUCUCGAACACGCGAACAAUUGAAAAUUUUGCAACAUCGACUAUUGGAUGAAUUUGGAAAUCAACAAAGAUUGGAUAAUCAGCAAAUGACUGCAUCAAUGAGUUCAGAAGAAGAGAAAACAAUUUCAAAUUCCGAUUGUAAGUAUUUUCUUGAUUUGUUUUCAAAAAAUCGAAAUAAUUUUUUCAAGUGAUUACAUCAAAUGGUCGACGGAUACUUCCCCGAUUGAAUCCAGAAGGAUCAGUUGCUGAAAUCGUUCAAUACAUCAAUGAGUUGUCAGAUAUGCCAGCAAGAAUGAUGUUAUCUCGAGCAAUUUGUGAAGAAUUCAAUUCAACUCGAAAUAAAACGAAUGAGGUUUGUUAAAUAUAUGGGUGAUAUUGUUCACAACAACGAUGAAUAUUAGUUACAGAACGACAGUGAAUCGGACAGUGUUUCACUUUCUCGUUGGCGUCCUCCUUCAUCAAUUCCAUCAUUUCCACGAUUAACAACUCCGCUGAAUGCUUCUUCGAAUUAUUCGGUCACAUUUCCUCCGAUGAAAUAUGGAUCAGUUCCAGAAAAUCAAUUCCAAGUUUUUCAUACAACUUGUAGCACAUGCAGUGGACCACAUUCAUAUCUUUUCUGCGAAGAUAUGCCGAUUCUUGAUAGAAAAAGUUGGUUGAAAAUUUGAAGGCAAUCUGAUUGUUGUUUUUUUUUGCAGAAUAUCUUGAAGACAAAACUACACAAGGUAGUAGAAAUGGUACAACUGCAAAUACAACACAUUACCAUCCUCAACCUCUUCAAAAUCAAUUGCCAUAUGGAAAUUAUCAAAAUCCAAUGAAUGACGGUGCUCAUUUUGCACAUCAUCAAAGUAUAUUUAUGCGUAGGUUUUUCAUUAUUUUACGAAACGUAAUUUCAAAAAAACGAGAUUUGUUAGGACCUGAAAUUAUAGGGUGGUUUUUUAAAUCUAAUUUAAAAAACGUACAAUUUGGCGUUGUGUCUCAAGCCUACGGCAAUUAAUUUUUUUUACAAAAUCAAACAAAGGCUGUGAUGAAAGAAUUUUUUGAGAAAAAUGAGCAGUGAAAUUUGAGUUAGAAAGAUAAUUUUUAACAGUUUCGAUCUACUAUGAAAGUGCUAGAAAAAAAUUUUUAACGAUUUUCAUAGAAAUGGAAAAUGAUUAACACCGCUAAAAAAAAGACGUGACCCCAUUUUAAAAUUAAAAUUGCAUAAAAACAAUGUAUUAAUUUAUUAUCAGAACAUCAAAGAUACGGUGGCGGUCCGAUGGUUGUACAACAAUUGUAUGAUCCAAAUUAUGCUUAUUAUCAACAGCAGCAACAGCAACAACAAUCUCAAAAUGUAUCAUUUACAAAUACAAAUGGUAAUAGUAGUAAUUAUAAUUAAUUAUGUGAUGUGUCAUUUCUAGUUUGA
Caenorhabditis angaria is the source of this 3362-nucleotide messenger RNA. The record is from the annotation of a GenBank genome assembly. Lineage: Eukaryota; Metazoa; Nematoda; Chromadorea; Rhabditida; Rhabditidae.